Rattus norvegicus (Norway rat) is the source of this 3256-nucleotide messenger RNA. The record is from RefSeq and is a predicted model, not a curated record. NCBI's taxonomy places the organism in Eukaryota, Metazoa, Chordata, Mammalia, Rodentia, Muridae.
CGACGUGUAGGUAGAGGGAGGAGCUCUUGCUGGCAACGCCAGAUUCCCCUGCCCCCUUCCAUUGGAGCUCCCCUCCUCUCCCCCUUCGCUCCCCUCCUUAUCCCUCCUCUCCCCUCCCCUCUGCCGCAGCCCAGCUCCUAGCGCGUCAGCGUGGGCUUCCCGGAGCGAGUCGCUAGGUAACAGGGCUGGCUCCGCAGACCCGGGCCGGGGAAGCCCGCGCGCGUCCUCAGCAUCUGCGCCGCGGGGCGGGGAACGCACUGACCCUCCCCUAUAGGGUCCUGCAGACCCCCUCCGCUGGCUCGCAGUCCCCUCCUCGGAUGCCUUAAGGGCGGCCACUGCUGCCGCGGAGUUGCCCCUCCCCUGCGGGGACCCCGACGUCGCCGCCCCCUUCUCCUCCCACGCUGGUCCGCACCACUCUCCGCACGGCCAGCCGCCCUCUGCGAUCUUCCCGCCGAGCCCAGGCGCGGGGCAUGAGGAGCCCCUGGGUAUCGCCUGCAGACAACCCAGCCUCGCGCACACCUCGCCAGUCGCUGACAGAGACAUGAGCAGCAUGAUUGGGUUGCGGUGUCCGGCGGCCAGCCUCAGCCGGAGGCGGCCAGUGGGUCUGCGCUGCUUGGGAGAAUGAGGCAGGAACCCACGGCCACCUCUCUUUCCUCCUUCUCGCCUUCCUCUGGCUCCCGCGCCCCGGACCCGGGCCGGGCUGUGGCUCUGCUGCGUGCCCUGCGCGCCCCCCACCUGCCUCCGGAUGCUCUUCUCGGAUAACCUGUCGAGGAAGAUAAAGACAUUUGCCACCAAGAUGGUAAUCACGAGCGGAAAUGACGAAGACCGGGGAGGCCAAGAGAAAGAGAGCAAGGAAGAGAGCGUGUUGGCCAUGCUGGGCAUCAUCGGGACCAUCCUGAACCUGAUUGUCAUCAUCUUCGUAUACAUAUAUACCACUCUAUGAAAGGCCCUGCGCAGCCUCGGUGGCCUCGGGAUGGCCACGAGACAAGGCUCCCGUGCGUCCGCGUAUCGGUGACCACACACUGUUGGGGGCUGGCAGGUUCGAAGACCACACACUGCUCCAUCGAUGCGCCUUCGAACUUCCUGACGGGUCACCAGAUGAACCCGUCCUGCUCUGAGGAGCACACACUCUGAAGCACAAUGGAUCCAGCGGAACUCAUUCAGGCCACGAGGAACUCAGCGUCUCUGGCAGGGGACCAGGCAGGAUGCCGGAAAGGCCAGCCUUCUGCACCAGCGGUGAGCAUAUGGGUGAGGAAAUGCUUCACCUUGGAGGGCUGACCGCAUCCCACACUGGAAAGAGGAUGCGUGGGGCGGUCACAGCUCUGCUGCCCUCCUCCCAGGACCAGCAGGAUAAGCGCUAGGUGCGGUUCGCCCACAGGCGUUCUGUUCAUCAAAUGUUUCCAGCUGUUUGAUACGGGAGAGAACUUAUUUUUCCUUUUUCAUUGGCUUGAUGUGUGUAUCUGUUCAUAUCGAGGUUUAUAAAUCUAUAUUUUUAAUAAAUGUGCUCUAUUUUUUAGCAUGAACCAAAUAUUUGGAGAGGCGCUUCUGGAUCCAUAGCUCUUCUUGGUUUUAAACGCUUUUGCUCCGUCAGCUGUAGGACAUCUUUGUCUGUAGUCAUCCGGUUGUCUCAGCUCAUCUCAAGCCUUGCCCCUCGGGCUCUUCUCACCCUCUCUGUGCCCCCGCACCCCAUUCUCUCGUCUCUCUCCCCACUGCCUCUCCCUUCCAUCUCUAAUUCUCCUACCCUUCCCUCCUACCCACCCGCAUCUGCUCGCCCCUCUCCUCAUCUCUUGUCUAGAGGACAUUUUCCCAUAAUGCCAGCCGUGGUCUUGGCUGGUGUGUGCUUCGAGAUUGUCAAGUGGCUUUUUGUUGUUCUGUCAGAGAUAUAAAACGAUUGUGGGCAUGCAGACCUUAGAUGCACCCUGUCUUUACUGAGAAUUAUGCAUGAACAAGGGCUGAGUGACGGAUCAGCUUUCCACGUUUUAAAGGACUACCACGGAGGAAGAGGACCGGCCCUGCCUGCGGGUCACCCUUGGGACGGAGCAGUCACCAGCACAAGUGCAGUAUUGCUCAUUUGCUCCUGUAACCAUUCGAUUAUCAGAUUUUUAUUUAUUUAUUUAUUUAUUUUGUGACCGUGAGAGAUGGGAACGGGGAGAGCUCAAAUGCUCAGUGCGCCAUCCCUUCCUCGGUGAGAUGCCUGGGUAGGGGGGGUCUUUUCAGAAGUCAGUGGGAUGUGAGGAAGUGAGACCUCCCCACUGUGAGAGUGCACACACAGUCCCUGCUAUAACGGCACUGCUGUGACAAGUGACCCUUCAAGGGCAUUGGGAGGGGACUGGACGAUCUCAGUUAAGAAACCCUGUACAUUUUAAAGCUGUUUUCCACCCACACAAAGCUCACUUUUCUCUGAGGGGGGAUGGUUGAAUAAAUACAAAUUUGCCCUGCUCCCUGGCUCCCUAACGUAGCCCCAACCUGGCUGCAGUGCACAGCCUUGAGCAGAGCAGAGGGUCAGUGUUCAUUCUGCCAAGGGCAGAAAUGGCAGCAGCCUGCCCCUUGGCAUACAGUUGAUGCUAAUGGGGGAGGGGUCUCUGCUUGCCCCCUUCCUUAAAUGGCACCAUGACGGAGUCAUUUCCUGGGCUCCACUAAGAUACCAGUGUCUUUUAUAAAUCAAAUACCCAUGAGCACCUGGCUCUGCCCGGAAGUGUCUCCUGUUCCCCAGCAGAAGGACGGAUACUUUGUAUACAAGUCGCCAGGCCCUCUUUGUAGCCCAUGAGAGGGAGAGUCUCUCAACUGUGUCCUAGUAAAAGGAAGGGCAGCUCAGACCAGGAAUCUUCCCUGAGGUUACCUGGCACCCAGUGGAGUCAGAUUCUAGCCUCAGUCUGUCUAGUUCCUUGCUGUGGCUGGAAAGCCUGUCGCUUUGCUGAGGGUCAACCCAACACACACACACACACACACACACACACACACACACACACACACACACACACACACCUCAUAACAGAAAACAACCUGAGAACUCCCUGGACACACAGGACGCAGAAUAUGACACAAAUAGACCGAAGAGAGGCUGGUUAGGAACGUGGGAGACAUCCGGGGGUGAGCGCUACCUAUCAGGCUGUGCCAUUCUGGAAAAACUGUAAUUCUGGACAGUGGACUAAACAAACAAUAAAGGUACAGUGGGGAAAACCUAUCGGUGUGGUCAACUUCCUUGUGAGCCCGUGUGUAAUUGUUUGAUUUAAUAAAACUUGAUCGUGGCUGUGUA